Molecule: messenger RNA, 444 nt
Organism: Microthlaspi erraticum
Lineage: Eukaryota; Viridiplantae; Streptophyta; Magnoliopsida; Brassicales; Brassicaceae
Source: the annotation of a GenBank genome assembly
AUGGAGGGAUAUGAUAACGGAUCGUUGUAUGCACCGUUUUUGUCGCUGAAAUCGCAUGAAAACAUUUCUAAAUCGGAGUUCCAUGAAGGUGAAGAAGAGGCCUCAAAGGUUAGAGGAGGUUCAUCGAGAAGCUUGGAGUCGAAAAAGAAGGGGAAGAAACAAAGGUUUGCGUUUCAGACAAGGAGCCAAGUGGAUAUUCUUGAUGAUGGUUAUCGAUGGAGGAAAUAUGGCCAAAAGGCCGUCAAGAACAACAACUUCCCUAGGAGUUACUAUAGGUGCACAUACGGAGGAUGCAACGUGAAGAAGCAAGUGCAAAGAUUAUCAGUGGAUCAAGAAGUCGUCGUCACAACCUACGAAGGAGUUCAUUCGCAUCCCAUCGAAAAAUCCACCGAGAAUUUCGAGCACAUUCUCACUCAAAUGCAAAUCUACUCUUCCUUUAAUUAA